AUGUCUUUGCCGCAGAGGCCGGGCAAGGCCUCGCCGAGGCGCGAUGAGCGCAGUGCCUUCCGCGAGGGCUCGCGCCGUCAUCGUCGCCGAGACAUCGAGGCCGGCGCCUACACCGACGAUCCACAAAGAUCCCCCUCUUCACAUCGCCGACACCGCCGACACUCGCACAGCCACAGGAGGGGUGCCGACACAGACGAGGAGCGUAUGGAGAGAGGAGGGGACGUGAAACGCAAGAAGAAUCUGGUCAAGCCGGAACGACGCCAUGUGGACCGUGAACACCGCGAUUACCACUACCGUCAACGAUCGCAACAAAUGCCUACGUAUCCAUCUGCAACCGGAAACGACCCGUUACUCGAUCGCGACGGUGAGGCGGAGACUAAUAGCUCGCGUAGCAUGGAUAUGAAGACAAAAGAAGAUCUUUAUGGAAAUAUCAACAAACCGAUGGACCGGGCGCCCAGUCGCCAUCGCUCAAAAAAGAAGAAGAGAUCCUCCUCUCGGCGAGUCUCGAAGAGCGCAUCAGCGCAAGAGAAAGAGCGGCAGAAGGCUUUGGAAGCGGCACGGCCACCAGAUCUUUGGACAACUUACUGUGCACUCGUCAGUUGUCUGGUGCCGGACUUUGUGCUCAAAUGCUUCGGCAUGCCACAAAAGGAACAGCGCACUGCUUGGCGAGAGAAGAUCGGCUUGAUCAGUAUUAUUUUGAUGAUCGCUGCAUUUGUCGGUUUCCUAACUUUCGGUUUCACGGCCACGGUAUGCGGUACGCCCCCGGUGCGUUUGAAGGUGAACGAGGUUAGCUCCGGCUAUAUGAUUUUUCAUGGAAUGGCAUACGACUUGAUGGGUACUAAGCACCCUGCAGCAGAGGGUAUUCCUGCCGGUACCAACGUGCUGUACGAUCUGCCUCAUAAGUACGGCGGUCAAGAUGGCAGCUUCAUGUUCCAGCAGGUCAACGGCGCAUGCAAGGGCCUGAUUACUGCGGUUGAUGGCGGUGGUGUUCCGACUAACUCCAAGGGAGAUCUCGGAUGGUAUUUCCCCUGCAAUGCCUUCAACCAAGACGGCUCAUCAGAACCCAAUUUAACGACCCCGUACUAUCUGGGUUGGGCCUGUCACACCAGCGCAGCUGCACGAAACCCUUUCUAUUCGCUGCAUAGCUCUGGAGAUGUCUAUUAUACCUGGGAAGACACCAGGAACAAAAGCCGCAAUCUGGCUGUGUACUCGGGCAACGUCUUGGAUCUCGACCUCUUGCGCUGGUUCAAUACGUCCCAGGUGUCAUACCCUGCUCAAUUCGAUCAGCUGCGCGAGAACCCUGCUGUUCGAGGUGUUGAUCUCACCUAUUAUCUGCAAAGCGGCGAUCAGAAGCAGAUUGGCAAAUGCUUGGAACAGAUCAUCAAAGUGGGCAGCAUCGAUACUGACACUGUGGGAUGCAUUGCGUCCAGGGUGGUACUUUAUGUCGCUCUGAUCUUCAUUCUGUCCAUUGUUGUCCUCAAAUUUGGUUUCGCCUUGCUCUUCCAGUGGUUCCUGGCGCCUAAAUUCGCAGCUCAAAAGACUAGCAUGAGCUCUGACGCCAGGACCCGCCAUCAGCAGAUUGAAGACUGGUCCAACGAUAUCUACCGACCUGGACCUCGUGUCGCUGAUCCUCCGGUUCCUUCGGUCAGCAAGCGUGCCAGUUUCCUACCCACGACCUCUCGCUUCUCCAGCCCAUACAACGUAAACAGCCCAAGCGGAAAACAGACCUCGCAAUUUGUCACCAUGGCUAGCCAAAACUCGACUUCUCGACUCAUGCCCAGCUCCACCACCACUGGAACUAUGUACAAGAUGAGCCAUAACGGCAGCGGCGGUACUCUCAGUGCUGAUCCUCGUGGUAACCCUGCCGCAAGUCGCACGAGCUUGGUCCCUGGACAGCACGAUCCCGGUUUCUCCACGAUUGUUUCCGAGUCGGAGGGACCUGGUCCUGCCGGAUUCAUCCACGAAGCUGUUGUCCCGCAACCUCCACCCGAAUGGCAACCUUUCGGCUACCCAUUGGCACAUUCGCUCUGUCUGGUAACAUGUUACUCUGAAGGUGAAGAUGGCAUUCGAUCGACUCUCGACUCUAUUGCCAUGACCGAUUACCCCAACAGCCACAAGACCAUUCUGGUUAUCUGCGACGGUAUCAUCAAGGGCAAAGGAGAAGAAUUCUCAACCCCUGACAUAGUUCUUGGCAUGAUGAGAGAGCAUGUUAUUCCUCCCGAGGAUGUCCAGCCUUUCUCCUAUGUCGCUGUGGCUAGUGGCUCGAAGCGUCACAACAUGUCCAAGGUGUACACUGGAUUCUACGACUACGGUGAGACCUCGGUCAUCCCGCCGGACAGGCAACAGCGUGUCCCCAUGAUGGUGAUUGUCAAAUGCGGCACUCCUGCCGAGUCGACUCUGUCUAAGCCUGGUAACCGAGGCAAGCGGGACAGUCAGAUCAUCCUCAUGUCAUUUUUGCAGAAGGUUAUGUUCGAUGAGCGCAUGACAGAGCUCGAGUUCGAGAUGUUCAACGGAUUUUGGAAUGUCACGGGCAUCCCCCCGGACUUCUACGAGGUAGUUCUAAUGGUUGAUGCCGAUACGAAGGUAUUCCCGGAUAGUUUGACACACAUGGUUUCGGCUAUGGUCAAGGACCCGGAGAUUAUGGGCCUGUGUGGAGAGACGAAGAUUGCCAACAAGACGGACAGUUGGGUGACAAUGAUCCAAGUAUUCGAAUAUUUCAUUUCCCACCACCAAGCCAAGUCCUUUGAGUCCGUGUUCGGUGGUGUCACUUGUCUUCCAGGCUGUUUCACCAUGUACCGCAUCAAAGCUCCCAAGGGCGGCCAGAACUACUGGGUGCCCAUCUUGGCUAACCCUGACAUCGUCGAGCAUUACUCCGAAAACGUGGUCGAUACCUUGCACAAGAAGAACCUCUUACUUCUCGGCGAGGAUCGGUAUCUGACAACCCUGAUGCUCAAGACCUUCCCCAAGCGCAAACAGAUCUUCGUGCCCCAGGCCGUCUGCAAGACAGUCGUUCCCGACAAAUUCAUGGUCCUGCUGUCCCAGCGACGUCGCUGGAUCAACAGUACUGUGCACAAUCUGCUAGAACUAGUCCUGGUGCGUGAUCUGUGCGGUACUUUCUGCUUCAGCAUGCAAUUCGUCAUCUUCAUCGAACUUAUUGGUACCCUCGUCCUACCCGCCGCCAUUGCCUUCACAGUCUACGUUGUGGUUGAAUCCAUCAUCCGCAAGCCAGUGCAGAUCAUUCCUCUCGUCCUCCUAGCCCUUAUUCUCGGUCUACCCGGAGUUUUGAUCGUCGUAACAGCCCACCGCCUCGUCUACGUCCUCUGGAUGCUAAUUUAUAUCCUCUCCCUGCCAAUCUGGAAUUUCGUUCUCCCAACCUACGCAUUCUGGAAAUUCGACGACUUCAGCUGGGGCGAUACGCGCAAGACAGCCGGUGAAAAAGACAAAGGCCACGGCGACACCGAGGGCGAGUUCGACAGCUCAAAGAUCACCAUGAAGCGGUGGCGCGAUUUCGAAAAAGAACGCCGUCUUCGCAACACCCCCUGGGCUCAGCCUCAAAAUGGCUACUCCCAUUACGAGAUGUACUCCGACUAUUAA
Molecule: messenger RNA, 3594 nt
Organism: Penicillium cinerascens
Lineage: Eukaryota; Fungi; Ascomycota; Eurotiomycetes; Eurotiales; Aspergillaceae
Gene: chsF
Product: chitin synthase CHS3
Exons: 3
Coding region: 1-3594 (1197 amino acids)
Cellular component (GO): cell periphery; cell septum
Molecular function (GO): chitin synthase activity
Source: RefSeq, a predicted model, not a curated record